Messenger RNA from Brassica napus (rape), 6318 nucleotides. RefSeq lists its product as uncharacterized. The transcript is spliced from 3 exons. The record is from RefSeq and is a predicted model, not a curated record. NCBI's taxonomy places the organism in Eukaryota, Viridiplantae, Streptophyta, Magnoliopsida, Brassicales, Brassicaceae. Bases 1 to 909 code for a protein of 302 amino acids.
AUGGACUCCACAUCAGCUGCUGAUAACAUAAGGGAAGAUGCUGUGAGCAAGGUUUUGGGAAAAGACAAACCUGGACGAGUAAGGGGCUUUGGUAGAGGGAUUACAGCUAAUAAGCUAGCAUAUCUGCAAUUUAGAGACGCUAAGAUUGCAGAAAUGAAAAGUGAGAUUGAAGAGUUAAAGGGGAUGGUGCGAGAAUUAGCUGAGAAGAAGAAAAGUAAUGUUGAUGCUGAAACAUCUGAGAGUAGUGGUGGAUUCAAAGAAGGAGUCAGAGUACAAAUACUGGAUUGGAUUGAAUCAGAGGAUGUUGUUGUUGGUGAAGGAGAAUUCUGCUCUGCUGAACCGAAGUACAAAAUUGGUCGUAUACCAAUUGGUCCUAAUGCAGUGGCUAUCGUAGUUAAGUAUGCACUAAGCGCAUCAGCUUCACUCUGGAGGCCUACUACGGAUGUGUUAACUCUUGAUGAAGCUGUGGGAUACAAGAUAUCUUGGCCAAUGGAUAAAGUGAUUUUGGAUAAGGAUCCAAACUGUUCUGAAGAUUUAUCUAUGCAAAGCAAGGAAGGUGAAUAUCGAAGAUGCAAGAUAUAUGAUUGGACCAAUGAUGAGGACGAGGUCAUUGCUGAAGGUCUCGUGUGCUCUUCAAAAUCCAAAGACAUGGUUAACAACAUACCUCUGGGUCCCAAUGCUGUUAGUGUCGAAGUAGUGAAGGUGUUCAAUGAUCAAGCAUAUUUGUGGAGGCCAACCGCUGAUAUGUUCUUGAUUGGUGAUGCACUUAGCGAGAAAAUAGCAUGGCCAGUCCUAAAGGUUGAAGUCAUGCCUACACCCGCUACAGAAGUAACACCAACUAAAUGUGCAGGGAAGAAAAUAGCAUCACCUUCGAAGCCAGCCAAGAAAAAAGCAGUGGUAUGUAAUUGACAUGAAGUUAAAUUUUUUUAUUUGCCUGAUGAUUGAUGUUGCGGCCUUGAUUGAUGUUGGAACUUGCUUCUGUCAUCUUGUUUGAGUUGUAGAGUCCAGGUAGCACUAGUUCGACCAGAAGUCCGAAGCAGAAGUGCACUCUCUUGGAUUGCAACAACUCUGGACGUAAGGUAGCUGAAGGAAGGGUAGCUUCAACGGAUCCGAAUGAGUUGUGCCACUUUGUACCCCUAGGUCCAAAUGCAAGCAAGGUGUGGAUUGAUGUGGCUAAGAUCGAUGAUGCAAAAGUCUGGAGGCCAAAUUCAGAGAUUGAAUACAUAUCUGAUGCAAUGGGUUCGGUUGUGGCAUGGCCAAAUGACAAAAUCAAGUUUGUCUAAAAUUAUCGUAUCGGCUAUGUAUUUCUAGUGUGUGAUCGAAUGUUUAGGUACUUUUUUACUCGGUUGAAAUCAUGUAUGAUAUUAUGUAACAGUUAGCAGACAAAAAAAACAAAAAUUAUGUGUUAUAUUAUGAUAUAAGGUUAUGUGUGAAAAUGUUUAGCUUGUUAACCCCUAUACCCUUAAGUGCAUAAUUUUAAAUUAAACCAUAAGCUUUAAAAAUUAAAUCCACAGACGGGAAGACCAAAAAUUAAAAUCCUAUACCCUAAAGUGAAAUCCCUAAACCCUAAAGUACAAACCUAUACCCUAUACCCUAAUUGUACUUGAUUUCACAAUUUUGUUCAUUCUUAAAAGGAUAUUGUAAUCUUAAUUUCACAAAACUGAUUAGUUAUAAAUUUUAUAAACACUCAUUUGUUCAAACCCUAUACCCUAAAGCCUUUGUACAUACAAAUAAGUAGUAGUGUUUAUGAACAUAUGAGCUAGAUUGAUCAAUCUUAUAAAAGCUCACAUAAAAAAUUUAUAUUCAUACAAUUUUUUUUUUGUAAAAUUGGAAAACUGAAUAUUUGAUUUUUAAGAUUUAAUUUAAUUUUUUUUUGCUUCAAAAUCAUAUUUAUAUAUUAAUUUCCAGAUUUCAAACGAAAUUAAUACCUUGAGCCAAUAAGGAGUAACCUCCAAGAUUGCAGACGUGGCAAACCAUAUGCCGAUGGAUGUGUCUUCCCAACUUCAAUCUUAGCCAUUCUUUUUAUUUUUUGAGCCAAUGAGGAGCAACUACUAAGAUUGCACUCGGAUUAAUCAUAGACCGUCCGAUUUCUCUCCAAAUCUUUGAUCACAACCGUUCAUUUUUUUCUGUCUCUGUUUGCACUCGGAAAAUUUCAGAACACAACAUCUCUCUUUCUGUCGAAACUCCUUUCUGUCUCGCGAUCUAAAAUCGAAAAAACCCUAAAGAAAGCACAUGUAUCUCUCGAGCUAAAAUCAAACCAGCUGUUCCUGUAUUCGCCGAUUGAAAGUAAGCAAAUGGAUAAGUCGUGGAUUUGGCUUCCAAGGUAUAACCUAAAAUCCCUCGAUCUCAUUUCUACUCGCCGAUUGAAAUAAAGCUAACUUCUUUUGUCUGAUUCUUGUAGGAAUAGCCACGAGUAUUCAGAAGGAGCAACUAAUUUUGUGAAUUCGUCCGCAAAAAGAUUGGGAAGUCUGUCUGAAAUGCUAUGCCCUUGUAGAGACUGCCGCAAUCUGAGCCAUCAGUCACUGGAUAAAAUUGUGGAGCAUUUGGUGAUUAGGGGUAUGGAUAAGAAGUAUAAGAGUUCUCGUUGGAGUAUUCAUGGAGAAAAAAGAGAUUCUGCAGAAGACAGUGUUCUUCAAUAUGAAACAGAGGCGUUUGAUUUGUUUAAGACAACAUUCUCCAUGGACGAAGGUGGUCCAAACCCUACAACUGACAACGAAGACGAUGAAGCACCAGAGGAAAUUGAGUUUAAGAAAAAGCUCAGAGACGCUCAAACGCCAUUAUACUCGGAUUGUCUCAAGCACACAAAGGUUUCAGCUAUCAUGGGACUUUACAGAUUCAAGGUUAAAAGUGGUGUGUCGGAGAACUACUUUGAUCAGCUGUUGGUUUUACUUGAGGAUUUGCUACCUGAAGACAAUGUUCUUCCCAAGAGUUUAGCUGCAAUCAAAAAAUUUCUGAAGAUCUUUGGGUUCGGCUACGACAGUAUUCAUGCUUGCAAGAAUGAUUGCAUAUUGUAUAGGAAGGAGUAUGAGAACCUAGAAAGCUGUCCAAGAUGCAAAGUUUCAAGAUGGGAAAUGGAUAAGCACAGUAAUGAGUUAAAGGUGGGGAUUCCGGCAAAGGUCCUUAGAUAUUUUCCAAUCAAGGACAGGUUUAGGAGGAUGUUUAGAUCACAAAGGAUGGCUGAAGAUCUGCGUUGGCACUAUACCAAUGCCACUGAAGAUGGUACAAUGCGGCACCCUGUUGAUUCUAUCUCUUGGGCACAAGUGAAUGCUAAAUGGCCAGACUUUGCUGCUGAUCCACGGAAUCUUCGACUUGGGAUUUCUACAGAUGGGAUGAACCCUUUCUCCAUGCAAAGCACCAAUCACAGCACAUGGCCAGUGUUGUUAGUGAACUAUAACACGCCUCCAACCAUGUGUAUGAAGGCUGAGAAUAUAAUGCUGACUUUGUUGAUCCCUGGUCCUACUGCUCCUGGUAACAACAUUGAUGUUUACCUAGCACCACUGAUAGACGAUCUAAAGGAUUUGUGGGCUGAGGGUAUUGAAGUGUAUGACUCAUUUGCGAAGGAGAACUUUAAUCUCAGAGCCUUGCUGCUUUGGAGUAUCAGUGACUAUCCAGCCUUAGGAACACUGUCUGGAUGUAAAGUAAAGGGGAAACAAGCCUGCAAUGUAUGUGGAAAGGAUACACCUGCAAGGUGGCUUAAGUUUAGCCGCAAGUUUGUCUACAUGAGUAACAGAAGGAGACUACCGCCUGGCCAUCGUUACAGAUAUAAAAAAGCUUGGUUUGACAACACUGUGGAGGAAGGGAAUGCUAAUAGGAUACAAACAGGCGCUGAGAUAUAUGAGACACUACAAGCUUUUACGAAUGAUUUUGGUAGACCUCUAGAGAAGGAAAAAAAAAGGAAAAGACUAGAGUUGGAAGAUGAUGAGAGGUUACAAGAAGAAGAGUGUGAAGAAUCAAAUGAACUAUGGCGGUGGAAGAAGAGAUCAAUAUUCUUUGAUCUACCUUACUGGAAGGUAAACUAUAGUAACUGACCUAUAUUAUCUGAUUACUGGAAGAAGAGAUCAAUAUGUCUAACAGUUUCUUGUUUAAUGUGUUAGGAGUUGCCUGUUCGUCACAAUAUUGAUGUUAUGCACGUAGAAAAGAAUGUGUCCGAUGCUAUAUUGUCUCUGUUGAUGCAAAGUGCGAAGUCAAAAGAUGGGUUGAAAGCAAGAAAAGACUUAGAAGAUAUUGGAAUCAGAAAGCACUUGCACACAGAGGUGAGGGGAAAGAAAACAUACUUACCUCCUGCUGCCUACUGGUUAUCGAAGAGAGAGAAGACCAUUUUCUGCCAAAGGUUAGCUAAGUUUAGAGGCCCUGAUGGUUAUUGUGGUAAUAUUGCGAAUAGUGUUUCAGUUAACCCUCCAAAUAUUGGUAGUUUAAAGUCGCAUGAUCAUCAUGUCUUAGUACAGAACUUGUUACCAGCUGCAUUAAGAGGGUUGUUACAUAGGGGUCCUAGGAUAGCCAUAAAUAGAUUAUGCAGUUACUUCAACAGGUUGUGUCAGCGCAUCAUUGACCCAAAAAAAAAACUUAUAUCCAUGGAGACAGAGUUUGUGGAGACAAUGUGUUAGCUGGAGCGCUUCUUCCCUCCAGCCCUUUUUGAUAUCAUGUUUCACCUUCCACUACAUUUAUCAAGAGAGGCACGGUUGGGAGGACCAGUUCACUUCCGAUGGAUGUAUCCCUUCGAAAGGUUUGAUCAACAUCUCUCUUCAAUAUAUCCACUUCCCACAAUGAUGUUUGACUAAUAUUCAUAUUUCCUGAGUUAUAGGUACAUGAAAACACUAAAGGCUUUUGUUAAGAAUUAUGCAAGGCCAGAAGCAUGUAUGGCUGAGGCGUAUUUAGCUGGAGAAUGUGUUGCAUUUUGUUUAGAGUUCCUUAAAGAAUCAGUACCAGUUCAAGAAGCAGUUAAUCGUAAUGAAGAUGUUGAGGCUGAUAGAAUGGUGGUUGAAGGCCGACCUCUGCAGAAGGGUAUAGAGGUUACCCUGUCAGAUAAAGAUAGAGACAUUGCACAUCGAUAUGUGCUAAUGAACAUGGCAUCUUUGGAUCCCUUUCUUGAGUAAGUAAUUCUCUAUGUUUCUUCUACUUGUUUUACUCAUAAUUUCAUUUUCAUAUACUGUUGUUUAAUUUAAAAUCAGGAUGCAUUUGGAAGAGUUGCAAGCUAAGGAUGCUCGAUUGGCUAAAAAUGAAACUUUGUUAUGGAAAAACCAUACUGAACACUUUACAGAAUGGCUUAAAAAUAAGGUUACAAACUCCAAAUUCUUUUCUUGAUUAUUAUUGUAAAUACUGGUUAGCUUGUUUGGUGAUGACUGGUUAGCUUGUUUGGUGAUGACUAGUUAGCUUGUAUCAUGAUGCCUGGUUUGUAUCUUGAAGAACAUGUCCAUAUUUUAGCGAAUUGAUGUCUGAGUAGCUUAUAGCUUGAUGAAACUGUCUGGAUUUUUAGUAUUUUGAUGACUGGUUAGCUUGUAGAUUGAUGAUUGGUUUCGUGGUACAUAUUAUCAUGUUUUGAUUAUAAUUUAAGUACCUCGGCUUGAUGAUAAUCCUCUGAUUUCCUGCGGCAGAUUCAUUUAGACUCAAAAGAUAGUCAUUCUAAGGAGAUAAGGUGGUUGGCAUUUGGACCAAGAAAUGUUGCUUUAGCACAUAAAGGAUUCAUCAUCAAUGGCCAACGGUUUCAUACUGAUGCGGUCAAGCUGAAGACACAAAACAGUGGAGUAACUUAUGAAGCCUUUAGCAUGUGUAGAUCAAGUGCAAGAGAUAUGAAACAGGUCGCGGAUAUGAUUACAUACUAUGGAGUGAUAAAGGAGAUUUUGGUCAUCGACUAUCACAUGUUCAAAGUGCCACUCUUUAGAUGCAACUGGGCAAACACAGCGAAUGGUGUGAAGGAAGAAGAUGGCUUCACUCUUGUUAACCUUCAUAUGAACCAAGCAGCCUUUUGAAAGAUCCAUUCAUUCUACCUUCUCAAGCGAAACAGGUUUUCUACUCUAGGGAGGAUGAUGCUUCAAAUUGGUAUGUUGUUAUGAGAGCACCACCUAGAGGUUAUCAUGAGUUGGAAACAGAAGAGGAUUUAGGUGGUGCUCCUUUACCUAUCCAAGAAGUUGAUGAUAUGGGUGAUGAUAUGGAUGAUGAUAGUAGUGUAUAUGUUAGGGAUGAUUGUGAAGGUUUAUUAGUGGUAGAUUGAUGAUAUGUUGUAUGCUUGUGUGAUGGUUUGUAUGAAUGUGAUAAUGUUGUGUUAUGGGAUUUGAAUAAUUAUAUUGAUUUUUGGAAUUUUAAUAAUUUAUAUUGUUUUUA